CUGGUUUUGAUUCAACUAUUCAUGAAUAUACAAGUGAGUCGUUGUGUGAUCUGUACAAAUAAUUUGGGUUUGGAGUACCACGUGGAACGAACGUCCGAGACCCAUCUGACUUUUUCUAUAAACGCAUGUUGUCCUUGCCGUGCUCAGCCAAUCCGAUACCAGCUUCCAAUGUGCGGGUUGGUGGACGUUGUGGAAAAGAUCAACGACAUUACGUCAGAGACCAGCGGUGUUCGUCAGUCUUUUGCGUCGACAAUAUAUGGAGGGAACGAAAUUUGCUUACAGGCGCAACAUAGUGAUAUUGAUGUCAACUAUGGGAACAUUACGAGCGCUCUUCUAUACUCCUACCAAAAAUUGACAGAAAUCGCGCUCAAAUUCUACACCAUCGAACACCACAACAGUUCGCGAAUUGGCGUCACUUCCAGUUUGACAUCCGACAUUGGAGACACCCUCUGUCUCCUUCAGUCACUGCUGGGUGAUUCGGAGAUGCCCGAGUCUGUCUACAGGAUCAGACAGAGCGUGACCGAUAUGGACAUCAGUGAAAUGGUACCUUACACGUGCAGGACUCUAUCACAAAGCAUCACCGGGCUCAACUCGAUAGCAGGGAGCAUGCGCACUACCCUUUUGACAAAUUUGAAUGAUUUUGCAUGAAAUUCGUAUUGAUGUUAAAGUUGU
Messenger RNA from Magallana angulata, 672 nucleotides. RefSeq lists its product as uncharacterized. The transcript is spliced from 3 exons. The record is from RefSeq and is a predicted model, not a curated record. Lineage: Eukaryota; Metazoa; Mollusca; Bivalvia; Ostreida; Ostreidae. Bases 22 to 648 code for a protein of 208 amino acids.